This is a messenger RNA of Dendronephthya gigantea, 1407 nucleotides long. Its product is annotated as creatinase-like. The record is from RefSeq and is a predicted model, not a curated record. Bases 86 to 1393 code for a protein of 435 amino acids. The transcript is spliced from 7 exons. Lineage: Eukaryota; Metazoa; Cnidaria; Anthozoa; Malacalcyonacea; Nephtheidae.
AAAUAUACCUGUGAUUUUGUAAUUACCAUUACAUUUUUCAACUUCAAGUAUUCAUACCUCAUUUAAUAUACUACAAAGCCGAAAGAUGUUCGCCAAUCCCUUUUUUAAAACGCUUUUAAAAAGAGUGUCUUUAUAUCCAACUCCUAAACGGUGGCUGGGCUCUGUGGUUAGAACACUUGAUAAACUGCCACAGACGUCAAUGGAGAUAAAAAAUGGACAGAAAGUUCAACCGACUUUUUCUGCAGCAGAGAUGAACCGUCGUCAUGACAAACUACGUCAUUACAUGGAGACGGCUGGUCUUGACGCAUGCGUCUUCACGUCGUAUCAUAACGUUUAUUACUUUAGUGAUUUUCUUUACUGUAAAUUGGGCAGAAAUUACGCUUACAUAGUGACACCUGAGAGAGCAACAAUCGUUUCGUCGUUGGUUGAUUACGGCCAACCAUGGCGACGAGCAUUUGGCGACACGAUCUGUUAUACAGACUGGCACGAAGAUAGUUUUUUCACCGCAGUCAAGCAGAAGCUUGGUGAUGCAAAACACAUUGGACUUGAACUUGAUUUCGUCCCAUUCUACGAAUACAAAAAAUUCUCAGAGUUGCUGCCUAAUGCAAAAUUUGCGGAUGUUGGUGUGCCUACAAUGCGCAUGCGCAUGAUUAAAUCCGACGAAGAAAUUGCAUUGAUAAAAGAAGGAGCAAGGAUAGCUGACAUCGGCGGUGAAGCAAUGAAGAAGAUAAUACGAGAGGGCGUUCGUGAAUACGAGGUUGUCUCAAUAGGAAUUGAUGUUGUGGUUCAAGAGAUCGCAAAAACAUAUCCGCAUCAGGAACUGAGAGAUACUUGGGUAUUGUUGCAAUCUGGAAUAAACUCGGAUGGCGCUCACAAUCCCCCAACUAACCGUCAACUACAGAACGGAGACAUUAUGAUUAUGAAUUGUUUUCCAAUGCCUGCUGGUUACCAUUCCGCGCUUGAGCGCACCUUAUUUCUAGACCACGUACCCAGUGAUCGCCACAUGGAAGUGUGGGAGGUAAAUUGUAAGGUGUAUCGCCGAGGAUUGGAACUGAUAAAGCCUGGGGCGAGAUGUUGCGACAUUGCAGAGGAACUGAACGAAAUGUUUCUGGAGCAUGACCUUCUUAAAUACCGUACAUUUGGAUACGGCCAUUCGUUUGGCGUGCUAUCACACUAUUACGGUCGUGAGGCUGGGUUGGAGUUACGUGAGAAUGUCGACACAGUCCUAGAGCCAAACAUGGUUCUCUCCAUGGAGCCUCACCUCACAAUACCACAAGGAGAACCUGGGGCAGGUGGUUAUCGAGAACAUGACGUAUUGAUUAUACGUGAAGACUGCAGCGAGAAUAUUACGAACUUUCCAGUUGGUCCUGACUAUAAUAUUGUUAAGAACUGAUUUUAAGAAAUUUG